Messenger RNA from Manis javanica (Malayan pangolin), 1068 nucleotides. Its product is annotated as taste receptor type 2 member 40. NCBI's taxonomy places the organism in Eukaryota, Metazoa, Chordata, Mammalia, Pholidota, Manidae. Gene Ontology annotation, cellular component: membrane. Gene Ontology annotation, molecular function: G protein-coupled receptor activity; bitter taste receptor activity. The record is from RefSeq and is a predicted model, not a curated record. Gene Ontology annotation, biological process: sensory perception of taste; detection of chemical stimulus involved in sensory perception of bitter taste; G protein-coupled receptor signaling pathway.
AUGGCGACAGUAAAAACAGAUGUCACAGGUAAAGACAUGUGCAGGUUUAAAACUGUCUUCAACAUGGGAGUCUCUCGAACAGGGUGCAUCACUGGCAUCGCUGGGAAUGCCUCAUCCUGGCCAUACAUGGGGCCAGCUAUUCCAAACUGGCUUCCUGCCUGGCUCAGUUUUUUGCCUUUUAAUUACAAACUUUAUUCACCUUUGUUUUCCAUGAUGAAGAGGAAAAUCAUGGUGCUGAUGCCUUGGCUUCUGAGGAUAUCCCCAUUCACCUCCUUAUGCUUCAGCUUCCCCUUCUCCACAUAUACCCUCAAUGCAUAUGGACACAGUUCCACUCUUAUCCCCUCCUCCAACACCACUGAGAAGUACUUUUCUGAGACCAAUGUGGUCAACCUGGUUCUUCCCCAUAACUUGAGGACUGUCAUUCCUCUGAUCAUGUUAUCCAUGGGUCACCCUGCUGUGAUCAUCUCUCUCAGGAGACAGACACACUCUAUACACAUGGAAAGCAAUGGCACAGGCUUCAGGGCCCACAGUAUGGAGGCUCACACGGGAGCCAUCAAAGCUAUCAGCUGCUUUUUCAUUCUGUACAUUUUCAAUGCAGUCGCUCUAUUUCCCAUGUCCAACAUCUUUGACAUUGACAGUUCCUGGGAUAUUUUGUGCAAAAUCAUCAAGGCUGCUAGCCACUCGGUGCUACUGACCUUGGGCAACCCCGGGUUGAGAAGAGCCUGGAAGCAGUUCCAGCACGGAGUUCACCUUACCUAUCAGGGCAGACUCUGUGGCUGGGGCCCACAGACUACCACAGGGCCUGGUCCAAACAGCUCUGCCUCAUCCCUAACACACUGCCUGGCCCAGACAGUGGACCUACCCCAGAUUCCCCAUCUCAUGGGAGCAGGUCCAAACAAGCAGUGGCAUCGGGAAGUGGAACUGGGUGAAGCCAUUUCUCUGCACUCAGGGAAUCUGUGGAGACAGCCGCAGGAAGGAGAUAAAGUCAAAGGCCAAGUAACUGAAGAAUAUGUCUGGCAAGUCCUGAUCCGAAGAAGUCACUCUGAAAAGUCAGACCCUACGGCCUGA